AUUCAACCACUAUUAUCUCAUGUGUUGUUUGCUUUUCGUCUGCGUUCACAUGGGAUUCACUGCUGUUAUUUUUAAAUAGAAUUUCACGUAGCUGUCAAGUCCUGUUUCCCUCUCUUUGGUACAGAAGCUAACACGUCUCUCGCUCUCUCGCUCUCUCGCUCUCUCGUCUCUUCUUCAUUGUCCUUGUUUCUCUGUACUUAGUAAUGGAAGGUAACCAACAUAAAUUGGUGCUGGAGGAGGAGGAGGAGGAGGAGGAGGAGGAGGCGGCUCUGCAGAGCAGGCAGUCUCGGCGGAGCAACAACAAUUCUAUUGAUGCUGUUGUUAUUUCUAGCAAUGGAAAUGGCAAAGGCAUUGUUGGUUCUUGUGGUAGCAGUAACGACAGCAGUAUUGAAUCGGAGAGUAAGACUGCAAAUGGAACUGGAUAUGAAUCUCCUAUUAAAGACGUUGGGGAAGAUGGCAGAUUGCAUAAUAAUAGCGUUUACUUUGAUCAACACCAUGGAAUUUGGAAAUGUCACCACUGCAAUUGGACCUACUGCAUGGGAAGUCUGUUGAUUGAUCAUAGUCAGAAUAUUAAACGGCAUUUGCACAUGCUGAUGAAUGUCAAAACCUUUAAUCAACAGAGACUGUGUUUCAUAAUUGAAAAUAAAGGUACUGAAUCCAUUGAUGGAGUUUUUGAAAUGAAGAGUGGUAGUGUUGCUAGUUCUAUUUCUGGGACAAAUUGCAGAGAUAUGGAUGUCCACAUAAAGAAAGUGGAGGUUCAGAAAAGUCUAAUCAAGGACAUAAAUGAUCAAUAUGGUGAAAAUUUUGAUGAUAAAGGUUUUUCUGGUUCAAGUUUAACACCUUUAGAGGAGUCACAUGAAGAGCAAAAUAUAAAAUCCAAGCCUAUCAACAAUGAAACUAUACUAGAAGGAGAUUUUGAUAAAACAGAAGAAACUGACCAGGAAGAGACAGAAUUAGAUGUUGAGACGGUAUUAGAGAAGCAAAAUACUCAUGAUUUGUAUUGCCCUAACUGCAGCUCUUGUAUUACCAGACGGGUUAUUCUCCGUAGAAGAAAACCAAAAAUUCGAAAUGCACCUCAUAAACCAAAGCACAAUAAAUCAGAAACAGAUUUUCACUCUGAGUUGAAGUCCAUUAAUACCAAUUCAGCCAAUUUUCAAGUUCAUGACACGGUUAACAAUCAAUCAAGUGGUAGUCCAGCACUUGCAGCUGAUGCUAACAAUAGGGACAGGGAACCAGAGAUAUUCAGAUGCUUAUCGUGCUUCAGCUUUUUCAUUCCUACAGGAGAUGGUUUUAAAUUGUUUCGGCAUUUUAGAGAGAGCAAUAUCACUGAGAAUGAAAAUGUGCUAAAUGUUCAAAAGACAACUGCAAUCAACAGAAAUUGGUUCUCAUCCAUUUUUGCAACCGAUAAGAAGAAAAUGACUAUUGAACAAGACAAUUUGGCAGGAAGAAAUGAGACACAAGCUAAUCAAAAUGGUCUUGACUCUUCCAAUGCUUCUCUAUUACUGGGACUGGUAAACAAUGUUGGGAGUACAUCACCGGAGGCUAGAAAAGAGAUUGCAGAUUCUUCAAAACAAGAACAUAGAUAUGUUGAAAAUACAUCAAAAUGUGUAGGAGAGAAAUCAGACAAUGCAGCUGAGAAAUCAGACAUGGGCGGUGAUGCAUUGGACAAUGAUAUAGUGGAUGAUGUUCAACAAUUUAACUCAAAAAGUUCUUCAGAGACUGUGUUAUACCAACAUAGACUUCAUUCAGAAGCAUCUGUUCCUGGCAUUACUGGAGAACCUGCUGAAGAUGCCUCAUCAGGACCUCUACAUGGUGGAGUGAUUUUUCCACCAUCUUCAACUUGUCAGUCUUUAGUGCCUGGGCUGUCACAGAUGGAGAUAGACAAGAAUGUCAACAGGGCAAAGUUGGAAGAACAACUAGUUCAAAUUGAUAUUGUAGAGACGCCAUUUGAUGCUGUGGGAAAGAAGAUUCCAGGGGGAGAUGUGAUAGUUCCUGUUGAACGAAGGUCAGGGGAACCUACAGCUUCUCAGAUGGCACAAAAUGUUGAUGGUUCAACAGAAGUCAGAAGUUCACUACUGAGUGGGACCCACACAUACAUGAGUGAACAAGGAGGUGCUGGAGUUACUGUGGAUAUUUUGAAAAGCAUUGUAUAUGGUGGCUUAAUAGAAUCUAUCACAAGUCUAAGUGUUGUGUCAUCUGCUGCGGGUGCUGGUUCUGCUACAUGGAACAUUUUAGCGCUGGGAUUAGCAAAUUUGAUUGGUGGACUUUUCAUCAUUGGUCACAAUCUUAUUGAUCUGAAAAACGAUGCCUCUGGUGGAUCUUCCAACCAAAUUAAUGAGCAGCAUGAGGACCGUUACCAAGAAACACUAGGACGAAGGGAGAAUUUUUUACUUCAUGCAACUGUUGCUAUUUUAUCAUUCCUUACUUUUGGUAUGCUGCCUCCUGUCGUUUAUGGCUUCUCAUUUCGUAAGAGUGAUAAUAGAGAUCUCAAGCUUGCAGUGGUUGGAGGGGCUUCGCUUGUAUGCAUUAUUUUACUUGCCAUUGGAAAGGCUUACACUAGGCGGCAACCCAAGCGUUAUAUCAGCACUAUAUUGCACUUUGUGCUCAUAGUGGUCAUGGCCUCAGGUGCUUCUUAUAUAGUAGGCGACCUAAUCGCUAAGCUGGUGGAGAAAGUUGGUUGGUCUGAGUCAAGUUUGGUCGUUCCAGAGAUGAUACCAUUGGAGAUGCCAUGGGCUUCCUAUUGAAGUCUUAAGACAUUGAGUCAGAGAAGGUGAGGCAAGCUGGAAUUGUUCAAGGGACUUAUCAUCGGCAAAUGCUUUGUCGUUUCCAAUUAGACAGUAGUUUUGACCAUUUCACAUUUACAUUUUUUUUUUCUUUUUCUAUUUUGUUGUCUUUGCAUGGAUUUAUUUAAGUGAUGAUUGCAAUUCAGAAAUAAAUAACAAUCCGUAUUUGAAAAAAAAAAA
Hevea brasiliensis (rubber tree) is the source of this 2963-nucleotide messenger RNA. RefSeq names its product membrane protein of ER body 2. Bases 204 to 2744 code for a protein of 846 amino acids. NCBI's taxonomy places the organism in Eukaryota, Viridiplantae, Streptophyta, Magnoliopsida, Malpighiales, Euphorbiaceae. The transcript is spliced from 9 exons. The record is from RefSeq and is a predicted model, not a curated record.